AUGGCUCGUAUUUCAUUCCAUAGAUUCGCAAAGAACACUGAGAACUACAAAAGAUGGAUAGCCGCUAUAAAACGAGAUGAAGGGAGGCAAUUUAAAGUUUCAUCAGCUACGAAGCUUCAAGAAGCCAAAACAGCGGCGCCGUGCUCCUCGGGCAAGAGUACCACCACCCGUUCCUUCGCAACCAAACACUCCUACGGAACACCUCCCUACUUGGAACACGUCUCCAUCAAGCACAGGAAGCUGCAGGAAGAAAGCCGUGGCUUUGGCAUUCAAAAGUUCCAGUCAAGUAAUGUCGAUAUCCAAUUCUACACGGGACUCCCAUCAUACGCCCACUUUCAAGAACUUUUGAAAUUUGUUGAACCUGGGAAUAAAGGGGAAAAUAUCAUCUAUUGGAAGAGUACUGCGACAUCAGAAGACGAAAGGAGGGGACGACCUCAGAAACUUUCAAUUGAAGAUCAGCUGUUUCUUGUCCUUGUAAAGCUGAGGGUAGGACUUUUCCAUAAGCACCUGGGUCAUCUGUUCAAUGUUUCAGAGACCACAGUAUCCAGAGUGUUCCUUACUUGGAUGAGUUUUCUCUACCUGCGUCUGACUGAACUGCCACUGUGGCUCCCAAGGGACGUCGUAGACACCCUCAUGCCAGCCACGUUCAAAGACAAAUAUCGCUCUACGCGAGUGAUCAUUGAUGCUACUGAGCUGCGGUGCAAGGUAUCUAGCUCACUAGUCACACAGUCUGGAACAUACUCUUACUACAAGUCGGCAAAUACCUUUAAGGGUCUCGUGGGAAUAUCGCCAAAUGGACAACUGACAUUUGUCUCAGAACUAUUUAUGGGCUCAGUCUCGGACCGUGAAGCGGUCGUCAAGAGUGGAUUCUUGGAAAGGCCAUUUGAGUUGGGAGAUGCUGUGAUGGCCGACAAAGGCUUCAAGAUUCAAGAUCUCCUAGAAAAGAAGGGAGUUCUCUUGAACAUUCCUCCCUUCCUAACAAAGGGUCAGUUUCCAACUGCAGACGUCCAGGAAACGCAGGACAUUGCGUCUCUUCGGAUCCAUGUGGAACGAAGGAUCCAAAGGAUUAAGACAUUCCACAUUCUGGACCGCCCGAUAGCCAUCUCCCUGGCCCCUAUUGCCAAUCAGAUAUGGACGGUCUGCGCCAUUCUAUCAAACAUGCAGUCGCCUCUGAUGAGGUACUCUGAGUAACCACGGAGCAAGCAGGACGAAACAUCAGAACGGCUGGACAAGAGAACUGUCAGGAGACAGCCAGUCGAUACCCUGCCAGAGCUUCAAGAAAGCUCAA
Ixodes scapularis (black-legged tick) is the source of this 1288-nucleotide messenger RNA. RefSeq lists its product as uncharacterized. Lineage: Eukaryota; Metazoa; Arthropoda; Arachnida; Ixodida; Ixodidae. The coding region runs from base 1 to 1191 and encodes 396 amino acids. The record is from RefSeq and is a predicted model, not a curated record. The transcript is spliced from 4 exons.